GCCCUCACGGCAGCUCUCGAGCCCCAUCCUGAGCCCCACACCUGUCCUGAGCUCCCACGCCCCUUCCGGAGCCUCUUCCGGAGCCCCUCAGACCCCUCCAAUCCCCUCACACCAGUUCUUAAGCCUCUUCCUGAGUCCCAGAGCCUUCCGGAGCUCCUCUGACCCUUCCCAAGCUCACCCAUCCCUUUCCGAGCCCCUCGGAUCCCUCAUCUCCCUCCUCAGAUCUCCUCCUGAGCCCUCCCACCGGUUCCCGCCGCUCGGGUCCCCGGGAGCGGCCCGGGCCCGGGCCGGUACAAACGGAGCCUUUCGAUGGGCCCCGGUGCGCGCGUUGGGCUGCAGCUAGAGGAGCCGGAAACGUGUGCUGUUUUCAUGCUGCCCUGAGGGAGAAUCCACAGACUAUGGUCAGCUGGUGCUCAUCCACAGUGGCUUGUGGUAGCACCAAGUGUACUGCGAGUCUCAGCACGGACUAGAUCAGCUGAUGGCAACAAGGAACACAUGUGGAAGCCAGGAACUGACUUUGCAACAAUGAGAAGUCUCACCCGCCCACUGCUUAGGAGGCUAUUAGAUCUCUCAUCUAAUUGUGUGAUAGGGAGAUUGAGUCAAACUAAAGGUCCUGUCCUGAGUUCCAAGUGGUCACCUCUGAGGCAGAGCUGCAGUGCAAGACCAGGGCCUGUAACUGCCACCGAUGUGGUCAACUACUGGCAGACGGUAUUUGAGACAAAUGGGAUCCCUGAAGCACGAGAAUCCAGUGAAUAUAUUGUGUCAUUCGUCCUCGGAGCAAAAACAUUUCAGAGCUUGAACUCCAAAAGCCUCCACACUCCGCUUACAACAGUGCAACAGGAGCAGAUCCAGCAGCUGAGCAGGAAGCGACUGGAAAGAAUGCCGGUGCAGUAUGUGCUCGGUGAGUGGGACUUCCAGGACUUGACUCUGAAGAUGAGACCCCCAGUAUUUAUUCCUCGGCCUGAAACAGAGGAUCUUGUCUCUUUAGUUGUGGAUGAAGAAUCUCAGAAACAUGAGAAGAAUUCAGGUCUCUGCUUCCCAGUUCCUGCCCCUCAUCCUGUGAUCCUGGAGGUUGGCUGUGGCUCUGGGGCAAUCGCUCUGAGUCUGUUGUGCAGACUGCCACAGAGCCGGGUGAUUGCCGUGGAUAAAGAGAAGGCUGCUGUGGACCUCACGAGGGAGAACGCACAUAGGCUGCAACUCCAUGACCGGAUCCACAUCCUCCACCAUGAAGUUUCAUACAGUUCUGCCAAGCAGCUCCUGCCCUGGGGCCCCAUCGACUUCAUAGUCAGUAACCCCCCGUAUGUCUUCCAUGAAGACAUGGCCUCCUUGGAUGCAGAAAUCCUCCGCUAUGAGAACCUCGAUGCACUGGAUGGGGGAGAUGAUGGGAUGAGGGUCAUCAAAACCAUUCUGGCUAUGGCUCCUUCUCUUCUGAAGAACUCUGGGAGUGUGUUUCUGGAAGUUGAUCCCAGACACCCAGCUAUGGUGGAGAACUGGCUACAGGCACACCCCAACUUAUCACUCGUUCUUCAUGCUGUUCACAAGGACUUCUGUGGCAAGCCUAGGUUUCUGCACAUCCAAAACCAAAGCACAUGACAACUGUCCCAGAUAAAACUCUUCUUGCGGCUGAACAGCUUGUUGAAGACUCUGUGUGGCAAAAGGCGCCUCCACUUCACUCCCCAGUGCACUGGACAGCCCAGGCAGAGCCCCUCACUUCCCGAUGGAGGCUUAAGCCAGAGAUGCAGAAGUUCAGCAGAGCACAUAGAAGUGUUCCACCUUCCUCGAGGAAGUGCAUGCAACUGUUUAGAUUGUUCUGCUAAAGUGACUCAAUCGCUGAGCCCAAUGUGGAAGAGUCCACAGCUCCAAGUAUUUCAUCAAAGAUAGGUCCAAACUCUGGCUUAUAUUGGCACGUGGACUUGCAGGUACCACCGGCACGGUUCAAAUUCAGUUCUGUUCCAGGAUCCUGAUGCUCAGGAGUAAAUGUCCAACAGUCACGUAGCCUUUGUUCCCCAGCCCUGCUGAGUGACAUGUCGCUGAAGGAUCAGUGCACGUUACACUCUCUGAAUCUACAGCACCUGAUGCUUUGUGGGAGCUGCCAGAAACUAUCACAACAUUGUAAUAAAGAUAGUGCUUCAGAGCAGUAUCCUCACAAGAACUGCUGUGCAAUUAUGUUUUCAAACAUGCUAGCAGGCCUGAAUAAACAUCUGGCACCCACACAGUGCCUCUGAUAGCGAUAGAAAUGCCUGACUUCCCUGCCAGGCAUUUAAAUGCAAGACUUUACAAAGAAGCCCUGAAUCGCUACUUGGGUUUUGCAGAUGGAGAAGUUGAAAAACGAGGUGAAAUGACUUGUACAAAAUUUGGAAACAGGCUAAGUUUGGAGUGGGACUCAGUCUUGUGACAGCCGUGGGAAUAGCUGAGGUCUGUUUCUUCGGGAAGGAUGACUCAGAGUAGGGCUGCCUGAAACAGCACUGAGAGAAGCCCCUGAAAUGGACAGUCAACAUCAUGACAUUAUAAAUAACAGAAAGAUUAAAUGCAAGCUGCUGCCUGUUGCUGCUGUUUUUGGCAUUGCAGACUCCCCUCCUGACCAUAGCUAGCCAGGGAAGCAAGGAAAGAAAGCAAACCAAAGGAUCAGGACCUACCAGUCCCAGUGGAAGCCCUUGCUGGGCCUGUCGAGGUGAGCGCUCAGUGGGGUCUGGAGGUGUCCAGGCAGUGAGAGGUGCUGUCAGACCCUGUCCAGGCUUACCUGGGCUGCAUAGCCAGAAACAUCAGAUAGGAGCUGUGUCAGCAAGCUGUGUCUGUUUAGAAGGCUGCAGCAGACUAGGAGGACUUCACACGAGCGCUAACAUCUAGUGCUUUGCCCCUCUACCUCUCCCAUGCUCAUGCUCCCCACUCCUUCAUUUGUUCUUUAGCUCUUGAACAUUGGCCCUGUUUUCCCACAGAUACCCGAGCUCCCUCUGAUGUACCAGCGCUUGGGUCUCAGCUGGAUCCUCUCCCCCUCCAGGAUUUUACAGCUCUGUUUGCAGCCUGGCCUGUACCCCACUGUACCACUCAGCCCUGCAUUUCUCCUCCCCACCACUCUCCACACCGCAGUAGUUUGCCAUGUCCUGUACACUCUUUACUUGAAGUUGUGAGUCUUCUCUGAACUGCAGUACCUGCCCUGGUUAAACACAGGAGAGGAAAUCUAGAGAACUAAAACCAUUCAGUUAAAGUGCACUUAAUCCUCAGUUUGGCAUCAAAGAUUCAGCACAGCUCUUUUUUGGCAGCUUUGCCUGUACAAACUGUAGUCAAAGAGGUGUUGUUCUGUUUGGUUGUUUGUUGGUUUGUUUGUUUUUUGAUAGGGUCCUUUUUUUAUAUUGAGUUUGUCAGCCUUAUUUCUUUAAAUUUAACUUUUAAACAGAGUUCACAGAUUCUGUCUUGGUGCUGGCAACGUUCAUGUAUGAAAUGGAGCAUCAUGCACUGCUCACUUCUGCGGGAUGCUUUAAGAGCUGGAUGGUUUACUGGGUUACGAGGGUGUUAAAUGGCAUCACGUUGCAUUCUCCAAGGGGUAGGCUGGCUCCCUGCGACAGGCUGGAAUUAGCUGUCCCUCCGAGGGCGCUGGUGGCUGGGCUGCAGAUAGCCGAGUGCCUCUUCUCAGAAGCAUCAAUCACUUGUCACUGCUCUGAAGAUGACACGGUCUGUUAGCCAGACUCUUGGUCUAAUCUGAGAGGACGAGCAUUAAAUUCCUAUACUUAAAGGAAUAAUAAAAAUGCUUGGAUUUCUGUGGGUUUGCAUGGUUAUACGUCUUGGAAAAUCACAUGGUGCUGCUGAGCUCAGAAAGACGAAAAUGGAGAGAAAUUAUUUUUGCUCCCAAGAGGGUGGGUUUAUUUGUCAGACUCGCGUCUGAGGGAAUGUGCUGGUGCAGAACAAAGUGUUCUUUGGUGCAGAAUGCAUGUUGGCCCAGGCUCAUUUUGGUACAGAAACACUGCAAAGCUUUUUGGGGAUGGUGGUUCUAAGAAGCCACGUGCGCUCCCAGCACCCUUGCUGAAGCUCUGGACCGUGUCCGUGUUGUCUUUGUGCCUGUGCGCAGGAGGCUGGGCCGGUGCCAGCAGCGCCCGGUGCACGUGAGCUCUGCAGAGGCAGAGCUGCUCCCUGAAGCCACAGAGGGCUGAUGCUUCGGUCAGUUUUUACGUAAUCCAGUUUCUGACAUACGUGUAGUUUUCUGGGAACUUAACUGUAUCCAAACAGUGAUUUAUGCCCUGCAGCGGUGCUUUCAGAGAGGCUCUGUUUUCCUCUAGGACUCUGAAGAGUGUGGUUGUGUGCGCGCGUGCUCACGUCUGUGUUUUGGAGAGUUACCAGGUGCGAAAUAUCAACUGGGAUCAAACUGGCCUUUCCAGGAGGCGGUGGUGAAGGCUUGGCCUUUGGCAGAGCCCUGCAGAUGGUGCUGUGGUCCCAGCUUAGCGGUGUCUGCUGGAGCACAGCCCUUCCCGCUGUGUGGGGAGCAUGGCGAGGGGCAGUACCCCAGAGAGAGAACCUGGGGCAGCAGAGGGGCUCCGUGGAGAUGCUGCUGCCAGGUGGGGCUUUAACCUCUAUUCCUGUGCCGGUAAAAGAAAGCUUUGGAGAGGGAUCACAUAGAGAAGCUGGGAGGGAACCUCACAGCUGUGAUACAGGACUGGGGUUGUACCUCAUGGUGUUAAUGGGAAGCCUGGAGCUGCCCUAGCACUGUGUUAAUCCCUGGGUUUGGGCAAUCUCUAGUGUUGUGGAGGACAGAGCUAGAGCACCACCCUUGUUCUGGUGCAGCUUCCAUGUAAGCACCUUGAAGCGCAAGUACUACCUGUGUUUUCAGUCCUCCACCCAAGAUGUGGGGUGAAAGGAGCUUUCUCAGGGACUUUAGGGAGUCAAAGGAACAUGUUUAACCUUCACAGUGCUCUCAGCUGAGCCUGUGCUCGUGUAGGUAUGAGCCUUCUGUCCGGGUGAGGAUCUGACUGAGGUGACCGGGGGUUUGGGGAUUACUGGCCAGCACUCAGUCCCUUGAUGCAGCACCGUGUGUUGGACUGGGCUGGGAGAGAGCUUGACAGCCAUCUAGCCCAACUGCCCUGUGCAACUCAGGACCUGGCUUACAUCAUUCCUGACAAAUGUUUGCCCAGCCUGAUCCAAAAGGCUUCCAGUGCUGAUAAGGACUUUUGCGUGCAAUUGGUUCUGGUGCUUUCUUGUUCUUCCUGCCAGGAAGUUAGCUUUUGCACCUAGUGUUCCGUGCUGCCAUUAAAGUGGACUACGUCUUCUCCUGUCCUGAGGUGGAGAACAGCUGGUUCUCCUCAGAGCAGCUUCUACGCGUUGGUCUAUUCCCGUGUUUCCUUGCAGUCUUCAUUUCCAAGGGAAAGAACGCCAACACUGUGUGGUUUCUGUAGGCUGCUCACACAUCCCUCCUCCCUGAGGUGUGGAGCGGGUGCUGGAGGGUGGUGGGCUUUGGACGUGCGAUACUUGUGCCUAUGAUGACUGGAAUAACAGAGCUGCUCCGGCUCAGUACAAGGGAGGAGUCGUUUUCCAAGCAGUGAAGACCAAGCCAAAACUUGCAUUAACAUUUUGUUUGUCUGGGAAAGUUUUCAAAAGCUGUAUUUAAGUUUUAAUAAACUACUAUUUCUACUCCAGAUGGCAUCGAGGGCGACAAAUACCCGGUGAGAGAAGGCUUCUCUCUCACAGUGCAGAAGAUGAUGAGAUACCAAGAGAGACUUUAUCCACUUUCCAGCCUAUCUCCUCUUCCAUGGGUGGUUUGAUAUGCUUUAAGUGUCAUUAGUUUCAGGUGUUCCACCCUGUGGGGGGUCAUGACACAAUCCUUUUCUGUCUCUUUUCCUGGCAGCUACUUGUGAAUCUCAGCAUGUUCCCUCAAGUCCUCAGUGAGAGUGUGAGAUGUGAUUUGCGUGCUGCCAUCUUGCAGCCCUGGGGUCACAGCCAAAGCAUGCUCUGCAAGUAGCAGAAGUUACUGUAGCCUCACGGAUGUUCUAGAACAUGUCCUGUUGCAGAUCCUGUUUUGGAUCCCCUGCAGGAGAGGGUAUGAUGGGUUAUGCUACCCUCGACGUAGAAGGAACGGAGCAGACCAAGGAACAUGGUAGCAGUAAGAGGCAUGAUCAUGCUAACCUGAAUGAAUCCCAUUGUGGUUUUCCUCCAGGGCUGGAUCCUGGGAUGAGGCCUUUGGGGAAUGUGGUGUGUGCAGAUGCACUGGAGAUUUUGCAAAAUCAGCAGGUUUUCAAGGAGUGUGCUCUCAAACAAAGUGCUUUAGAUUGCUUUCUCUCAUGCCUGAGGAAAGAAACCCGCAUGCCUGUGGAUUUCACUGUGGGUGGGGAUGACAAGGAAGGGGGAACCUGUUUGUAGCAGUUCCUGCCCACUGCAAGGCCUGAGUAAUUCCAGCUGUGCCCAACAGCAGCUGGGACUUGCACUCACUUCUCCAUCCAUUGUUGCUAGGUUGGAGGCAAAUAAGCUAUUAUUCCUUUGCUCCCUUUGGGAAGUGUAAUGCUGCAUUUGAUGGAAACUUGCCAGUGGUUCUGUCCUGUACUAGGAUUCACCAAAUCUGGAUUCAGAUCCCUGCUGUGUGACAAACAGCAGGCCUGACCCUGGGCUUGUUAUUGCUUACUCUGUUCCCUGCUGUUACGGUUGGAAUAAUAUCCCUUUGGUUAGAAUAAUAUCGCUUUGCUGUCUUACAGACCGUUGUAAGAGUACCUUAUAUAGAGGAUGUGGGGUACUCAGUUGCUUCCGAAAGGACUGUGACUCUCCUAUGCCAAUCUCUUCCUCAAUUACAUCCAAACGGAGCAAAGAAUGAGCCAGUUUUUAUGAACUCCACCUCAUCUGCUGCCUGGUGACAGGGCAUGCCGCCCUGCCGCAGCAUCAUCGAUCACAUUUGCGCUGCUGAUUUCCAGUGCUGCCGGUGCCAAACCCCAAAGGAUGUGGGAGGAAGCCAAAGUACCUGUAGUUUUUCUGCAGCAAAUGCAUCUCUGAGUGCGAUGAGAGCACAAUGCACAUACAAACCAGCCGGCUGCAGAGCGCUGAGCAGGAGCAUCCUGUGCGCAGCAGCAGCUGGUACACAGUGCAUGAGCGUCAAAGAUGUUGCUGUUGCGGACAGGUGGAGAGAAGAGCUGCCACACGUUGUGGUCUCCAUGGUUUGUCUCCUUUACGUGGUUGAUGUCAAAACUGCAGCUUUGACAUCAGUCUCCAUAAGAUACAAAUAAGAGACACUCAGUCUCCAUAAGAUACAAAUAGCACACAGGAGGCAAAUGGAGCAUCUCUGCUUAAUGUCUGUGCUUCAGAGAGUAACUGGAGCUUGUCUCCUCUGUUUUGCAUAUAUGCUCCAGCAUGGGUGCAGCAAGGCAUCGUUUGAUCUGCCCAUCGACUUGAUAGUGCAGUGCCUGCUGCAGUGAGGCCUUACUUGGCAACCUGAGCUGCUGCGAGAGCUGCGGGACCCAGCGAUGCUGGUAGAAGAGUGGCUUCUGCCAUCAAAAUCCUUGUUGUUUAUCUGAAAUAUUCAUCCAAGACUGUCUAGAACACGAACACAAUUGCUUGGAUUGUUGAAAAAGGCAUGAAUUAUUACAAAAUUCCUGGCGUGGCAUUUGGCUUGUGAUUAAUUACUUAGGUUUGCACAGUACUUUGAUAUUCCAGCUCUAAAUCCACAGUAAGCAGCUGCUACUCUGUUGACCUCAGUGGAGUCACCCCACUCACUCCAGUUGGGUUUAGUUGGCUCGCUUGGUGGUAUGUGGUAUUUCUAUUCUGUGAAACAAGUGUCCCAUCAUUGAAUUAAGCCUUUCCAGGAACUGGAGGCUGUUAAGCUGAUAAAUCUUUUUCUCCUUUUCCAUAUUGCUCUGCCAGUUCUCUGGGAGUGACCUUCUCACCAUCUCUUUUGACUCUGAGCUUGCUGCUUCUCUGGAGUCCCUCCCCGAGCCGUUGCAGUUUGUGGUGUGCUUGUGUUGCCAGAGUUCUCAGAAGCUUUGCCCACAGGUUGCUCCAUUUGUCUCUAAGCUUUCAGGACUCCGUUCCCCUCCCAGUAUCUUGUGUAACUCUCCCCCUGCCAAUAUUGUUGUCUUCCUUGCAUGAAUUUCUUUAUGCUGGAUAAUUUGCUAUAAGCUACUGACAGAAAAAUCUAGAUCGGAAAGGCAAUUUAGUCUUGCUUUGUUCUUCACGUGACUCUGCUGCUGCUGGGGUUUGCUGAGGUGGGAGUCACGGUGCUGGCACGUUCUCUCUUUGCUUGAGAAGAGUAGAUUAAGAUCAUACUUCACUCAAAUAAGGCUUCUUCAUUUAACGUGCACGGGUAGCGGGUGCUCUGGCUGAAAGCAGAUUUUGUACUUUAACUUCCAGGUCAGUGAGCCUUCUGUCUCGUUUGUGUCAGCAGGCAGUGGCCCUUUGUUCAGCACUACGAUUCUUUCCACCUCAGCAACGUGCACAUACACACUGCAGAUCCUGAGUUGUGUGAUAAACUCCAUGCUCAGUUCCGUAAGCCCAGCAAAUAGAUCAGCUCUUCUGUUUCAGGGCUGGAUUGUGGGUCCUGUUGACCAGUAAUAAAGCCAAGAGUAUGGAGGGAGGCAGCUACUCAUUUAGUUUGGCUUUUCCAUCUCUCCCCGCCUAUGUCAGAAAGAAAGAAAAAGGGCGUAAAUUCUUGGAGAGUGAAAAUUUUCUUUGCAGACGUGGCCUUUGUAACUGGGAGCUGGAGAGUAGAGUGAAAUUAGUCAAAUAUUAAAUACAUUAAGUAUUUAAUUUAGUAAUUAAGGUACUUUGUUACUAAGUAGGGCCAGGAUUGAUGCCAGGGUAGUCACGGGCAUGAAAAUUAAGCAUCUGGAUGAAUAGCCUAUAACCUGAAUCCUGCCUGUGCAGUAGUGGGUGCCUCCUAGCACCUUCCACUGCUGAUGGGCAGCCUGGAAGAGCAAGAAGGGGCCCCUACCCGCUGCUGACCUGCCUUUUCCUGAGCACCACUCUGGAAGGUGCGGGCGCUCACCAGUACAGCCUUGAGCGUCCAUUGGCAGAUAGUGGUGUACAUCAUCCAUGUACCAUACACUCGAUGAUCUCAAAGGUCUUUUCCGACCUAGCGAUUCUAUGAUCCCACCCAGGAGUGUGGCACUUCUUCUCAAGGUGUGACCCGCUGUGUUUCUGUGGGCAGAUAAGUGAAAGCGACUGCCUUUUUCCUUGCUCUGCUCAGCCCUGGAGCACUCUCACACCCAGCUGUGCCUGACCUCCCAUAACCUUGCUGUUUGUGCCGUGGAUCCCUGCAGAAUUCCCUCCGUCCUGAUCCUCUUGGACUUUGUCCCUAGCAAAAAAUCCUGCUCAGGCUUCUUGGAAUUAAUGUGCAUUAGCCUAACCCAGAACUGCUGUUUCCUGGGAAGCUCUGGCACUGUAAAGCUUGUUUGUUUUUCCCCCUCCUCCCUUUAAUCAGAAUUAAGUAAUUUAUUUUAAAAAUUUCCUAUGAGGACUUUGUGUCCUGGAUUCUGAGCUUUAGAAAUGUUUUGCUCUGGGAUUCCUGAGUUAUAUCCAUUUUAAGUUGCUGCACGGCUUACGCUGAGUGCUGAUUAGCUGUGUACAGCCUGGGAGCAGGUCACGGUGUGUGUUACAUGAGAAAAAACAGGCGUUAGUCACCUCUUUUUUUUCUUUGAUAAGAACAGCUGCUGCUUAAUAUGACUGAAAUGUCUUAUCUCGUUCUCUAGAACAAGAAGUCCCUUGUUUGCUGCAUAAUGAAAGUCUGGCACUGCCAUUACAAUCCCCAGCUUUUUGUCUAGAAAAGCAGGUAAUGAUUUGUUCUGUAGUAAGGAGCGAUUCAUCUUAAUGAUCUAAAAAGUAAUGAAGUGUUUCACUGCUUCUGUCAUGGUAGGGUGAGGUAGUAAUGAUGCAGGGGGGAUAAAAACCUCUGAGAUAAAAUAUGCCCAAUUUGGGAGUUCUGAAGUAAAGUUUCUGAACAAAGCUGUUCCGAGUAGCUUUGACAGGAACUUUUAUCAACAUCAGUGAUAAAAAGAAGCUAUUCCCAAGAGGUUGUUUUGAUGGUGCCUUUUUACCAGCUGUUUCUGUGCCCCAGCAAAGCCACUCUUUGUUGUGCUCCUGAGCACAGUGAGUAGAGAAGACUUGGACGUUUCAUACUAGGACUUAACCCAAGUCUCCACAGUGCAAGUCCUGAAAAUCCCUUCACGGCACAAGCAGCCCGUCUCUGGCUCCCACGCCGCAGGGGGUUGAAACUGGAUGAGCUUCGAGGUCCCUUCCAACCCAAACCAUGCUGUGCUGCUGUCCUCUCGUGGAGGAGCGUGUUUCUGUGGUUCCCCUUCAGCAAUCAUCACUGCAGCCAGACGUUGGGGAACCAAAUUCCAGUGUGGCUCGCAGCACAGGUGAAGAGUUUAUCAGUCUUAAAUAAAAUCCAUGCAGCUAUUACAUCGUAUAUCAUAGAAUCAGGGAAUAGUUUGGGUUGGAAGGGACCUCAAAGCCCAUCCAGUUCCGGCCCCUGCCAUGGGCAGGGACACCUCCCACUGGAUCAGGUUGUUCAAAGCCACAUCCACCCUGGCCUUGAACACUUCCAGGGAGAGGCCAGCUACAGCUUCCCUGGGCAACCUGGGG
Cuculus canorus (common cuckoo) is the source of this 10545-nucleotide messenger RNA. RefSeq names its product HemK methyltransferase family member 1 (gene HEMK1). Lineage: Eukaryota; Metazoa; Chordata; Aves; Cuculiformes; Cuculidae. The record is from RefSeq and is a predicted model, not a curated record. Gene Ontology annotation, cellular component: mitochondrion. Bases 496 to 1593 code for a protein of 365 amino acids. The transcript has 11 exons. Gene Ontology annotation, biological process: protein methylation. Gene Ontology annotation, molecular function: protein methyltransferase activity; nucleic acid binding.